CUCCCUUUUGUUGUUUUGCAGCCUGUAUUGAUGUCUACAGGACACACUCCAAUGUACACUUCUGCUGUUUCCACACUGGGAAAUAGUCCUCCUGUGGUGGUGAACACGGACACACUCGAUGGAUCCCCAUAUGUGAAUGGCACAGAAGGGGAAAUCGAAUAUGAGGAAAUCACACUGGAGAGAGGGAACUCAGGCCUGGGCUUCAGCAUAGCAGGGGGAACCGACAAUCCUCACGUGGGUGACGACCCGAGCAUCUUCAUCACAAAAAUCAUACCUGGAGGAGCAGCGGCUCAGGACGGACGUCUAAGUGUGAACGACUGCAUCCUCUUUGUGAAUGACGUUGACGUAAGAGAGGUGACACACAGCCAGGCUGUGGAGGCUCUGAAGGAAGCAGGUGCUAUCGUCCGCCUCUACGUUCUCCGUCGGAAACCUGCGGCGGAGAAGAUCACUGAGCUCAAACUUAUCAAAGGGCCAAAAGGGCUAGGUUUCAGUAUUGCCGGAGGAGUUGGAAACCAGCACAUACCAGGAGAUAACAGCAUCUAUGUCACCAAAAUCAUCGAAGGUGGAGCAGCACACAAAGAUGGACGCCUGCAGAUCGGGGAUAAGAUCUUGGCGGUAAAUAACGUCUGUCUGGAAGACGUCAUGCAUGAAGAUGCGGUGGGGGCACUGAAGAACACAGCCGAGGUGGUGUACCUCAGGGUGGCCAAGCCCAACAAUCUGUUUCUGACCAACUCCUAUAACCCUCCCGAUCUCACCAACACAUAUUCCCACAUGGAUACUGAACUCAGCCACCCCAACUACCUUGGCUCCGAUUACCCGCAAGCCCUCACUCCCACCUCACCUAGUCGCUUUUCACCUGUUCUACACGGCCUGAUGGGAGACGACGACAUCCCCAGAGAACCUCGCCGGGUUCUCAUUCACCGAGGCUCCACGGGUCUCGGAUUCAAUAUCGUCGGGGGAGAAGAUGGAGAGGGGAUUUUUAUCUCUUUCAUCCUGGCAGGAGGGCCAGCCGACCUCAGCGGAGAGCUUCACAAGGGCGAUCAGAUCCUCAGUGUGAACGGCGUGGACCUGCGAAUGGCCACGCAUGAGCAGGCGGCUGCGGCUCUGAAGAACGCCGGCCAGACGGUGACCAUCAUCGCUCAGUAUAGACCAGACGAGUACAGUCGUUUUGAGGCCAAGAUCCACGACUUGAGGGAGCAGUUGAUGAACAGCAGCAUGGGCUCCGGGACGACCACGCUACGAAGCAAUCCAAAGAGGGGCUUCUACAUCAGGGCUCUGUUCGACUACGACAAGACGGCGGACUGCGGCUUCCUCAGCCAGGCGCUUGGCUUCAGGUUUGGGGACGUUCUCCAUGUGUUGGACUGCGGGGACGAGGAAUGGUGGCAGGCGCGCAAGGUCAGCCCCCAGAACGAGGCUGAGGAGGUUGGCUUCAUUCCCAGCAAACACAGGGUGGAAAGAAAAGAGUGGUCACGUGUCAACACCAAAGAGAGGGAUCACGGUCGGGACACGAUGGGAACGCAAGGGAGAGAUAAAACAUCGCACAGUUAUGAGACCGUCACCCAAGUGGAAGUUCACUAUGCGAGGCCCAUCAUCAUCCUGGGACCUGUGAAGGACAGGAUAAACGAUGACCUAUUGUCCGAGUUCCCUGACAAGUUUGGCUCGUGUGUCCCACACACCACGCGUCCCAAACGGGAGUACGAAGUGGAUGGGCGGGACUACCACUUUGUGUCGUCAAGGGAACAGAUGGAGAAGGACAUCCAGAGCCAUCGCUUCAUCGAAGCGGGCCAGUAUAACAGUCAUCUGUACGGCACCAGUGUCCAGAGUGUCCGCGAGGUGGCUGAACAGCAAGGGAAACACUGCAUUCUGGACGUGUCGGCCAACGCUGUCCGACGACUACAAGCUGCUCAGCUUCAUCCUAUUGCCAUCUUCGUCCGGCCUAAGUCACUGGAGAAUGUUCUAGAGAUUAACACUCGCCUGACCGAGGAGCAGGCCAGGAAAGGAAUGGACCGAGCCCUCAAACUAGAACAAGAUUUCCUCGAGUGUUUCUCCGCUGUUGUCGAAGGAGAUAGCUUUGAAGAGGUCUAUCACAAAGUAAAGACAGUGAUCGAGGAGCAAUCAGGGCCUUAUAUUUGGAUUCCCACCCGGGAGAGGCUGUGAUGCCCUCCCUGCCCCGCAUAUCAUCGACCAACUCACGCCACCCUUCACCGCCGAGCCGGCCGCGCCUCCUGGGCCGUCCUCCAGAGAAGCUUCACUGAAGAAGACAGAUAACAAAAACAGGAAGUGACGACGUGAGAAAAAAAAAAACGAGACGGACACACACACUGUUGUGUAAUUAGACUGAAACAGACUUAAUUAGUAUUCCACUUCCAUGAGGCAGAGACUGAGGCCACGUUCACACCUGGCACUAAAAAGCCAUUUCACCCCCCAAACCGGGGACACAAGAUGUCUGGGAGAGAGUUGGUGUCAGAAUGAAUGUGUGGCGAUGACGAGGAACACACCUCAGCUUUUGUUCCUCGACAUCUAGCAGAGCGAAAAUGUCCUCACAUCCAAAGGAGUCGAAUCAAUGGGAUGAGUUCCGGCGUAUUCCGGAUGCGUUUUGGUGUCAAGUGUGAACUGAUGCAUAUCUCAUCUGUCGCGAAAACAGUCUGGAGGUAAACAAGACAUCAGGUUUGAGCAGAGAUUUAAAAAAAGGUAGUACAGGGUGACAUGGGUGGACCCCAAGGUAGUUUGAAGCCUACAACUGACAUGAAGGUGCCCUAAAAGACUUUGGUUACCCCAUUUUUUGUAUACCAUCCGCUGACUAUCUGUCCACCAGUCAACUCUGCCUUGUUUCAGGACAAAAAAUGAGUAGUGUGUGCUGCUGAGACCCCCAUGGCCAAAAACGUCUUCUAUGGGCUAAUCCGUGUUUGUUUUUUUUCUUGGUUCUGAAGUGAACUCGACAAAUACAACCCCAGUGACCAAGACUGAUCACUCGUCAAAUAUCACAAGGCACUAUUAUUUAAAGGCUGUGGAAACGAUUAUAAUGAGAAAAGGACAAAAAAAAAAAAAGAAAAUAAUAUGCAUUGUGCAUGCAUCCUCAAAGACAAUAGAAUGACAGGAUAACAAAGAAAGCUGUACGGGGGCGGGAAAAAAAUCCUUUAAAAAGGCAAGUUAAGGAGAGUGUGAGUGAGUUUUGAAGCAUGUCUCGUGAUGAAAGAAGAGAGACACGGUCACUUGUGAGCAGAGCAGAAAGUAUCGACACACACGUUUAGCCUCCUUCUGCGCACACACGCCCACGCACGUCCGCUAACACGAAUUGUAACCUCAGCUGUAAGCUAGCAGAGCCCUCGGGCAAGAGGCGUCGUCUGUUCUGACCUUUGUGUGGUCACAAACCUGGAUGAAUGUUAUCACUCUCUGGGCACAAACAGCAGAGCUUGAACGCACCCAUCACUCUUCCGAACCGAAGCCCUUUCAGCCACAGACAUCCACACUGUUUCCCAGUGGCUGUCCUAAAAGCCAUGACGUCACGGUGUUUGCGUAUGUGGGAGGCACAGGUCUUCUUUUACUCUCUUGCUUCCGAUUCUACUCUGCUUUCUCCCCUCUUGUGACCGUACAUAUUAAAGCUAAGUCACAAAUAAAUGGUCUAUAUAUAUAUAUACAAAUAUAAAUAUAUACACAUAUAUCUUUUUUAUGACGAUUUCUAUCAGGACUAUAGUCUGUACAAAAAAAAAAUAUAUAUAUAUAUAUAUAUCUCUCCAAACACGUUCCAUUGGUUCCUUUGUUUGAAUUUGGAGUUUGAUUUGUGGAAUUUAAUCACUCAGCGAAAA
Messenger RNA from Hippocampus comes (tiger tail seahorse), 3806 nucleotides. It is a transcript of the gene dlg4a, whose product is annotated as discs, large homolog 4a (Drosophila). The transcript is spliced from 20 exons. Gene Ontology annotation, cellular component: postsynaptic density membrane; neuromuscular junction; neuron projection. Gene Ontology annotation, biological process: cell-cell adhesion; postsynaptic neurotransmitter receptor diffusion trapping; establishment or maintenance of epithelial cell apical/basal polarity. Gene Ontology annotation, molecular function: protein kinase binding; ionotropic glutamate receptor binding. Lineage: Eukaryota; Metazoa; Chordata; Actinopteri; Syngnathiformes; Syngnathidae. The record is from RefSeq and is a predicted model, not a curated record. The coding region runs from base 31 to 2157 and encodes 708 amino acids.